Messenger RNA from Micropterus salmoides (largemouth bass), 8627 nucleotides. RefSeq names its product rho guanine nucleotide exchange factor 9. Bases 400 to 4215 code for a protein of 1271 amino acids. The transcript has 15 exons. Gene Ontology annotation, molecular function: protein binding; guanyl-nucleotide exchange factor activity. The record is from RefSeq and is a predicted model, not a curated record. NCBI's taxonomy places the organism in Eukaryota, Metazoa, Chordata, Actinopteri, Centrarchiformes, Centrarchidae.
UAUCGCAAAUCAGAGUGUCGGCGUCUGCAGGAGCUUACAGGGCAGGAGUUCACCGGUCUGUCGCUUACUCGGGGAGUUUUCUCUCAGUGGGAUGAUAGCGAACGAAGUUUUGAGGCGAAAACCAAACACAUGAGAUCUACGAAGGAGUCGCUGCCCGCAACAUAACUUCAGCCUUACUCAUGGAUAUAAAUUAAGCCCGUAAAGUGGAUACGUUUAGCUGGUGUUUAAGGCGGCGCUUUUAUUGACUCUUGAGGACAGCAACGACGAUGCCCUUUUAAACGGGAGAAGUUUUCUAGGGUGUUCAAGAGAGAGAGAGAGAGAGAGAGAGAGAGAGAGGGAGAGAAGCCCCAGACAUGAUGUCCAUUGGAGCUGAUAGCUGACACUGUAGAAUGAGAGAGGAUGGAACAGACAGAUAACCCUGCCCCUGAGAGCAACAACCCUAAUGGGUUUGUCAACCGAGUGUUUAAUGUUUCUCUGGAUGUGGAGAAUGAAACCAGCAGUGUUUAUAUUCAGGAGACUGGGCCAGGGUCUGCAGAGGGGCAGGGAGAGAUCCAGGCUGCCUCUUCUCAGACCCCUGUCAAGGACAGACAGGAGGUCAACCGGAGGCCCCGUGCCACAGGGGGCAUCUGGAAGAUCUUGAACCGAAAGAGAGCUGUCUCAGAGCUGGAGCGCAGACCCCACUCCAUGAUCCUGCCCGGGGAGGCUUCCAUCCCUAAACUCUCGUUUGCUGACAAGGUUCGCUCCUUCAAGAAGCUUAAAUCCCCUUCUGUGUUUAGGGGGAAGACAGGGAAAUUGUCUACUGCCAAGUUUGGCAGCACUUUGGUGGAUGAGGAAUCUUUCUGCCGAGAGAUUGGCACUCCUCAGCAGUCCAGCAGGGGCACACUGAGACAACGUGGCAAGAGGCACUCGUAUGCUGGCUACACAGCAGAAUUUGACUGCUCGUUUGAAGACAUUGACCUCACAGCUCCUACGGACAGCCAGCAGCCCACUGUAACGGGAGAGGCUGUGACUCAGAAUGGUUGUAAACCAUCAGAAAGAGUUUACUAUACUAAAAGAAGCCACAACAAUUCAAACAACUGUAACAAAACAGCUGCAGGUUGUGAAGAGCCUAGCAUUAAAGAUAGCCCAAGCACCCACCAGGGUAGAGGAAGGAGGCAUAAAGAUGUGUGGAGUUACCUGAGGAGGAUUUCCCUUUUAGGAAAGGCCAAUCCUGUCUACUCAGAGAGGAGCUUUGACUCUGAGCUUCCCUCGAUGGACAAGACCAUGGACUCAGACUAUGGUUCUGUAGACUUUGAGAGUGUCAGAGACUUUCAGCCACCGCCCCCAAAACCCUCUGACAACAAGGGGCACUUUGGUGGUCUGUUCAAGUUUUUCAGCAGUGUAGCAGAGACAGCCAGAAAAUGGCGGACAACAUCACACUCCUUUUCUCCUCCAGAGGAAGAGAGGACUCCAAUCAGCUCCCCUUGUACCACACAGCGCACAGUGGACAAUAUUCACAGUGUGUCCCUAACACUACACAGUGAAGGAGUUCCAAAAUCCCAGCCUAUUCCAUCAUCACCACUGACCGCUAAAUCCUCACACUCCAGUAGCUUUGACAGCAUGGCUCCAGCACCUGUGACAGGUGGAAGAUCCCCUAAAGUGGUCCUGAAAGCCUUUAGGGCAUGCCCAGGAUCUCAAGCUGUCAAUGGCUUUCAGAGUUCUGAUGGCAGAGACAAACAUAUAGACAGAGACACAAACCACAGGUCCACAGCCUUAGUAGAGAAUCAUAUUCCCCAGUCAGGUCCAAACACAGAGACUGAAAAAGAAUCAGAGGUUGAAAGUGAUCCAUUAAACUGUCUCUGUCAAGAGGAAAAGGUAGAGGGACAGACAGGAAAUGAGCAGGAUUCCAGGGAUGCUCCACCUGACUCCCACCAGAUACAGGAAGUACAUGUCCAAUCACAACAAGGUGAUAAAGAGAGCACAACCAAUAGCGUACCAGCAUCAGAUUCCACAGAGGAAAUAUUUAAGCUGUGUAAGCAGAUUGCCACCCAGACAGGCUGCAGUGUAAGACAGCUGUGCCCAGCCAUGCCCCACUCUAGCACAGAGAAGACCUCUGUGCAUCACAAGCCCCAGCGCCCUCGUCCUCGCCCGGCCUCAGCUGUACUGGACCUGUGGAGGCCCACCCCAGACCGAGAUCUCUACAGCCAUUAUAGUGAGGUUGGCUCACUGUGCCGGCGGAGACGCAGGCCUGCUCCCACCAUGCAACACUCUCCGGGGCAGAGACGGAUGGCUGCUCGCUCCAGGCCUUGCUCUGUCAUAGAGACCAGUGUUACUAAGGAGACGCAGUCCACGGUGCUGCACCACAGAGCCUUGUCUCGCCCCUCGGGUGUGUCACCGUUAGAGCCCCCACUCAGGGCGUCUCUCCAGCGGUGCCGCUCCCUGCCACUACCCCCCAGCACUCUCACUGCCUUGGCGCUGCUCCUUCCUCAGUCAGACAUGGGUCAGUCGUCAUCGUCGGUGCGUCUGCGGUCUGGAGGCUCUGGUAGCUGCAGGAGGAGGAGGCUGCUAAGACCUGGUUCAGAACCACUACAGGUCAACAUUUUGAUAAGUGGAGGUUCAAUCGUCAACGCUGAGGCGGUAUGGGACCAUGUGACCAUGGCGGACCGGGAGUUGGCGUUUAAGGCCGGUGACGUCAUCAAGGUGCUGGACGCCUCCAACAAGGACUGGUGGUGGGGCCAGAUUGAUGAGGAGGAAGGAUGGUUCCCUGCCAGCUUUGUACGGGUGGAACCCCACCCUCCUCAGCCCCAAACAAAACAGGUUUUCUAUAUCAACCCCAUAGCAACUCCACGGUUCCAAAACACCACGUCAAAGCUGUGGGUGAACCAGGAGGAUGGGGGAGCGGAGCCAGCUGAGGGGACCAGCGAAGUACAGAACGGGCACCUGGACCCGACCAAUGACUGCCUGUGUCUGGGCUCGCCCCUCCAGAACCGAGACCAGAUGAGAGCUAACGUCAUCAAUGAGAUCAUGAGCACAGAGAGACAUUACAUCAAACACCUCAAGGACAUCUGUGAGGGUUACCUGCGGCAGUGCAGGAAGCGUGUGGACAUGUUCAAUGACGACCAGCUGAAGGUCAUCUUUGGGAACAUCGAGGACAUCUACCGCUUCCAGAUGGGCUUUGUUAGAGACUUGGAGAAACAGUACAACACAGAGGAACCCCACCUCUCUGAAAUUGGACCGUGCUUUUUAGAACACCAAGAUGGUUUUUGGAUCUAUUCAGAAUACUGUAACAACCACUUGGAUGCCUGUAUGGAGCUGAGCAAACUGAUGAGGGAUGGCAGGUACCAGCACUUCUUCGAGGCCUGUCGCCUCCUCCAGCAAAUGAUUGACAUUGCCAUAGAUGGCUUCUUGCUCACCCCUGUCCAGAAAAUCUGCAAAUAUCCACUGCAGUUGGCUGAGCUUCUCAAAUACACUGCGCAGGAGCACAGUGACUAUCGAUACGUGGCAGCAGCGCUGGCAGUAAUGCGGAACGUCACUCAGCAGAUCAACGAGAGGAAGAGGAGGCUGGAGAACAUCGACAAGAUCGCCCAGUGGCAAGCCUCUGUUCUGGACUGGGAGGGGGAUGAUAUCUUGGACAGGAGCUCGGAGCUCAUCUACACUGGGGAGUUGUCAUGGAUCUAUCAGCCGUAUGGACGCAGCCAGCAGCGAGUCUUCUUCCUCUUUGAUCACCAGCUGGUGCUCUGUAAGAAGGACCUGAUACGCCGGGACAUCCUUUACUAUAAGGGCCGCAUCGACAUGGAUCGCUACGAGGUGCGGGACGCCAUAGACGGGCGUGACGAUGACUUCAACGUCAGUGUGAAGAACGCCUUCAAGUUGUGCAACAGAGACAGCGAGGAAAUCCACAUCUUCCUGGCCAAGAAGCCAGAGGAGAAGAUCCGCUGGCUCAGGGCCUUCCACGAGGAGAGGAAGAUGGUGCAGGAGGAUGAGAAAAUCGGUUUCGAGAUCUCUGAGUACCAGAAGCGUCAGGCGGCCAUGACAGUGAGAAAGGUGACCAAACAGAAAGGUGUAAACAGGUGCACGCCCCCCUCAUACCCGCCCCCCCAGGACCCCCUCAGUGCGGGGCAGUAUGAGGUAACGGAGGACAUGGCACAAGGAGAGGUUUUUGAAUUCAGUCAAUCCAAAAGAGGCCAGGCUCCUUUCUGGCAGAAUUUUAGUAGAUUAGCUCCAUUUAAGAAAUAGAGAUACACAGACUCUUCUGAAGGACCAGCUAUUUUUCUUAGAAGCACUAAACACUGGAUGACCAUGUCCCAUGACGAAGAAAAAUACGAAAAAAACACAUACACAAGAGACUUCGAGGUAAAGGACCAAUGUUAAUAUAGAGUGUGAUUGGAAGCAGCAAGAGGACUGAAGACUUGAGAAAUUGAGGAAAAAAAUAACUUACAAUUCAUAUAUGUUAGUAACGUUCUUAGUUAUCAUGCUUCUCCAGCUGAGUCAACUGUCAUGAACUCUUUCUCUUCGGAUUCUGCAUAUUCACACCAUCUGAAUGUCCUGGAGUUACUGAGAUUGUUAUUUUUAUUUCAUUUUUAAUUCAUCAUCUGGAAAGUAACCCAAGGCCAAGCUAGGGCCUUCCCCAGUAGUGUGAGUGUAUCCAAAAGCUGAGAUCUUGCUGUGUUGCUGUGUGAGAUUGCUUGUCGCUUUCUUCUGAAUGUGAGAUUGAAUAAUAACGUCUGAAGGACCUACGAAGCCAGACCGAUCACAGACCAGUUAGAUCAUCUCUGCUCCACUGAUGUCUGCGUCUGGAUCGCCUCAUCACUCUCAACGCUCCAUGUUCCUCUCGCUAGCUGUUUGCGUAUAGUAACCCCUCUCUUCAACAAGUCUGAUGUUCACAGUGUUUCCCUCACUCUCUCUGCAUCCCUCUUCUUGUCCUCCUCAUUCUUUCUCUCUACCCGCCUGCUCCGCCUCUGUGAGUCAGUGGCUCUCAGGGGGAGAGCUUCAUUCUUUUGGAAUCCUGCCAUUGGCCACGGCGAUGAUGGGUCAGGGAGCAAAUCAAUAGUCGAAACAUCAAUAGAAUAUUUACAUCCGCUCACCAACCACUUUUGACAGGGUAUUCAUAACCGAUUACAUUGAGGGGCUGUGGGUUUUGCAUUUGACGGAGAGCUCAGAUGAAACAGCUGGGAGCAGGAGAUAGGCAGGCUAGGGUUCACCUGCCUCGUGUCAGAGCCCCUCCCCACUCUCCCCAGAGACCACCCCUGUAGCACUGUGCUGGCAGCUCACUGGGUGUUUGGAAAGAGCACGCCCUACCUCCAGAAGUCCACUGAGAGCUUAAAGUGAAGUUGAUGCAUUGGCCAAGGUCCAAAACAAUAUCUCUUUUUUCACGUCAGCUGUGGGAAAAACAAAAAAAGACUUCUUCAGUUGACUUAAUUAUUUUAUAUUUCUCACUUUUUAAAAAGCACACAGCACAUCUUCAGUUUGAGUAGGACUUCUUCUCUCAUUUGAGUAGGAACGAUGCAGUCAUGCCAUGCCAUAGUGUGAGAAAUUAGAGCUGUAACCAGCACAAGGGGAAAUGGUCAACAAAAAUGGCAGAAAUUAUAAUUAAACAGGACAACCAUAUCAGGUGACUGUGAGUCAGGAUAGAGUGCGGAAGUGUGAGCCAAUACCAAAGGGAGGCGGGAGGGUGAAUGUAAUCUGUAGCAUGUAGGUGUCCUCUGACAUAUUCAUGCAUCUCUAAAGACUGCAGCUUCAAACCUUGGCACUGCUCCCCGUCACGCUGUUUUCCAGAUCUGAUCCUUGCCCUGGCAGUUAGCUUGGCACUGUUAAGUGAUUUACAAAAGGACUGUGGCCUGAUCCGAAUGAUUAAUCAGCAAUGUCCCCGACGCUGCCGUUAGCGAGAUCCCGUGCUACUUCAACAGAGGUGUUAGAAAAAGGACGAUGUACUGAGGAGAAACUACUGAGGUGUAUUCUUUUUUCUACGGUUGGAAUGUAAGUGACACAUCUGUCCAUGGUUUGUGAUCAUAUUUUGACCUCAGAUACAGAAGUACAUUUUGUGUUGAAUUAUAUCACCUGAUGGACAGUACAUAUACAGUAUGACAACUUGUGCAAUGUGAUAUAUCAUUAUAUUUCUUCACUAUUCACUACAACGUGAUAUGAAAGAGUUAUAUAUCGUUCUAUGUCAUUUGUUUGCCUUCUUAUAGGCCUUAUAACCUAUUGGAGAAAAAAAAGACCUUAGAAUUGCUUUGUAUGUUGUGUAAUUUAUGUUUUGUUUCAGUAAAGAAAGUUGAGAAAUGGGUGAGUUGGCUGCUGGUGUCUGUAGAGAUGGCUCCCAGUGAGAUUGUUUUGGAAGAUAAAUCCAUGGUCUGGCACAGCAAAAACGAUAUGGUUCCCAGGCCAUGAUAACCUCAGGUCCCGUGCAACAACCCCCCCACCCCCACCCCACCCACCAACAUACAUACAGGCAAACACACAGACACAUAAUCAUGCGCACUCGCUGGCCCGUUCUGCUGCGGAGAAGAGAGAUGCUAUCUAACAGUGCCUUCCAGCAUUCCACUAGUGAUUAUCUAUUCAGUUUCACAGGCAGAUUUGAAUUAGUCAUGUAUUUUCCCUUCAGUGUAGGACUUGCAUCUCUCUCUCUCUCUCUCUGUUUCUCUGUCUCUCUUUCUCUCAUACACACUGGGAAUUCCUCAUUCCCCAGUGCAUGAGAUCCACUCGGACAGAAGCUUAGAGGUCAGGCCUUUUCCGUAUGAGUAGAUACUGUGCUGUCUGACUGAAACACUUAAAACACCUUAUUAUAUUAUAUCACACAUAGCGGUAAUUUUAUUGCACAAGGAGAAGUUAAUUCUGAUUUCAGACGUUUAGAAACUACAUAGAGUUCCUUUAUUGUUAUCUAUUUAACAUGCUGAAAGAUGGUUUCAUUUGAAUAUAUAGUAGGAAACAGAUUUUCAUUAGUGAAGUUAGGUUGCACAUUUCAAACUAUAUUAUUAACAGUGAGUUAUGAAUCAAAAGAAUCAUCUAUUUUACCUUUAUCAGCUACACACUGUAAAUAAUGUAAAAAGAACAGAUCAUAUAUUUGGAUAUUGGUAUUUUGCGUUGGAGACGAAUGUUGUUCCAGUUCUAGCGUGCGGUAGACCUCAGUACCAGGUAAAUGCAUGCUUGUGGCAUCCAAUAUUUUGCAUGAGACUUAAGACAACUCUUAACAGAUUGUUUAGUUUCAUAUAACUCCCAAUGGGAUUUUUCCACAAAGCGGAACCAUCCAUUUGUGAACCCAUACCAUCUCACUAAAGGGAGUUCUUUUCUCUGUCCACCUGUCUCCUGCUCACUACACAUCACAGGCCGUAGCUUCCGUUCUUAUUUAUUGUCAAGUAGAGGGGAACAUGUUUCCUCACCGCUGAAUCAAAGACUGAACUGUCGAUAGGUGAAAUGAAAGGCACUGAUGCUCUCUUUGCCCAGAUACAGUGGGUACUAUGAACUGUAACAAUCUUUUUGAUCUUUUUUUUUUUUUUUUUCCUUUUCUUUUACUCCAACCUACACUGUCGUGGUCCAGACUGCCGGUUGUGUUUCUGGAGUGCCAUUAACCGCUGAGGCAAAACGGGUAUACUUUUUCUAUGACAACAGUGAACCAAAUAGGAGUUAGCACUGAUCAUGGGUGUUUGUGUAUAGAUUUGUAGUAGAGAAGGAGAGCUGAAUAAAAGUGAAACCUCCCGGGAUGAGCUAAAAAUAAACAUAAUCCUGAAGACACAAACACACACACACACACACACACACAGUGCUUCAUUGCAAUUCAUGUCAUGCUCUUGUUUCUACUUAAGAAACGAUUCUUUGAAGUACAAUGGCUUGACAGGACAAAUUAAUUCCUCACUUGUAUUUAUUGAAUGCAGUAUUAAAUAGUACCAUUUUGGCCACCUUGUUAAAAGGAUGUAUAUAUUGGUUUUAUUUUCUUAUAAAAUGAUCAUUCUGUCCUCGUACUGAGAGCUGAGAGGACAGCCUUCUGUGCAGUUUAAGUCUUUUUUUCUCUCUCUCUUUCCAGUCACAAAAGCAAGACAGCCAAGUUAGCAGACUGUCAAUUGGAUGCAUCAGAAGUUGUUCAAAUUUAUGUCAUUCCUUUUAGUCCAGGGUGUACAUGAGCCGCUAACCGCGUUCAUUCACAUUUAGCAUAGCAUAACAUCUUCAGUAGGAACUCCUUGCAGUUGGUUUUUAUGCGGUCCUGUGUUGUUUCAGAAUAGUCAGGUUACAACAGAGUGUUCAAUGAGCCAUAUAUUGAUGUGGUGUUCAAUGACAUCAAGGUUAACGGAAGACUGACAUCCCACUUUUGGAAUCUAUUCAUUGUAUAUUACCAUCUAGUUUGAGGUCUGGAUUUCUUUGCCUGUCAUGGAAGACUUCACUUAUAGUAUCCAUAUCCUUUGUCACCAUAUGCAAACAUUUGUCUUUUUUUUUUUUGCUGGCCUUUGAGUUUGAUUAUUUGUUGUAUAACUGAAAAACCUGAAAAAUAAUGCCUAUUCAAUCCAGAAACUGUGAAUGGGAGAGUGGAGAUGUCAACUGUAUGUACAUUAUAUGUUUUGAUGUAAUCAGAAGCACUGGGAAUAUGUUGUACUUUGCUGUAAAAAUAAAUCCAUAUCUGAUAUAGCUGUACUUUUGUUGAAAAUAAAACCUCUACAGAA